GCAAUAUCACAACAUUGCGACAGGCACAUUGUUUGUUCUGAAGUCUAAGAGGCGUCAAAACUCACUGCAUCGCAGUGCGCAUGGAUAUCGUUUGGCGCCGCGUUGCGGUGUAUAAUCUCGGGUGCAUACGUUCAAGCAUAAAAGCCAAGUUCAUUGAACUAUGAAGGGUAUUCUUCAUCUUCAUCAUCUUCCUCUUCUUCUUCUUCUUCAUGGCUGGCCCAAUUUUAGCAAGCACUUUGUUUCUCUUGACUCUUUUUAUCACCUCGGCUCAGGCAGCCACCAAUUCUGUGAUAUGUCCUUCCAAUCCUUAUCUAGACCCACGAAACGAUCCAUGCAAUGCCCUCGGAUAUAUCGCUAACAAUGCACUCACUGCUGUCGCUUUUGCUUAUGUGCUGUUGGUUGUUCUCAUUCAGACUUAUCAAAUAAUCCGUAACGGCGGGAGGUUCAUGUUGUCUAUGGUCAUCGGGGAAUACAUCUAUGCUCUGGGCUUUGCAUUUCGCUUCGCUUUGCACUAUAACCCUGACUCAUUGGAGAUUUUCAUCUCUGAGGACUUGAUGAUCGUGUUGUCUCCCUGUUUCUUCAUUGCUGCGAAUUAUGCUCUCCUUGGUCGCCUCGCUCGUGAAAUUGACUGCGCUCAUCAUGUCUUGCUUCCAGUGAAGCGGCUUACCCUCAUAUUCGUCUUGUCCGACGUGAUUACCUUUGUCAUCCAGGCGGGAGGAGCCUCAUUGAGUACGUCCAAGGUUCAAAGUGCAGCGACUACGGGACUUCACAUUUUCUUGGUUGGCCUCAUUAUGCAACUGGUCUCCUUCAUCUUCUUCUGUGCCAUCUAUGCACGAUUCCUCUACAAGGUCUACACUGAGGAAGAAGAUGUCUGCAUGCGAGACUCAAAGCAACCCUGGUAUAACGACUGGCGAACACUCGCCGCCACCUUGGCGGUCAGCUCCAUCGGACUUCUGAUUCGUUCCUUCUACCGUGUUGUAGAGGCUAGUCAGGGCUUCCGUGGCAAUCUCAGCACAAGCGAGACAGCGUUCUAUCUGGGUGAUACGAUUCCUAUUUGCUUGGCUAUCAUCGUGUACGUUCCAUUCUGGCCUGGAAGGUUCAUCAAGCCAGAGCACCCCUACGUUAAAGAUCAGAAGGAGUUAUACAUUUCUAGCCCUUCUAUAGUAUAACCCUUGAGGUACUUUACGGACCUUGGCACUCUGGUAGUGUUACAAUGAUUCAUAUGCUCAGCAAUGAGUACUGGCGAGAGCCAGCC
Messenger RNA from Suillus bovinus, 1255 nucleotides. RefSeq names its product RTA1-like protein. NCBI's taxonomy places the organism in Eukaryota, Fungi, Basidiomycota, Agaricomycetes, Boletales, Suillaceae. The record is from RefSeq and is a predicted model, not a curated record. Bases 210 to 1169 code for a protein of 319 amino acids. The transcript has 9 exons. Gene Ontology annotation, cellular component: plasma membrane; fungal-type vacuole.